UGAGAGUCGCCACGCGUUAGUCACACAUAAUUGACCCGAGGCACCUGGUAACACCGAGAUAAACAAUCCCGAUUUCCCAAACGCCCGCAACUCGCGCUUUCGACGACGGCAGCCCGUGCUAAAAAUCCUAUAAAUACACGCGACUAUAUCUCACGAUUCGAUUCUCCGCCGGAUAGCUGAGUGCGCAACCGGAGAUCUGAAGUGCAAUAGCUUGUUUAUGUUUACAUAAGAAGGCAGCCGAGGCAGCAACAGCAACAACCACACGAGGAGAAUGACGAGCACGCUACAAGAAGGAACCCUGGUCGGAUGCGGCAACCCGCUGCUGGACAUCUCCGCCGUUGUUCCCCUGGACUUCCUGCAGAAGUACUCUAUGAACGAGGAUGAUGCGAUCCUGGCCGAGGACCGACACAUGCCCAUUUACGGGGAGCUGGUCGAAGGCUUCCAGGCAGAGUUCCUGGCAGGCGGAUCCGUGCAAAAUUCUCUAAGGAUUGCCCAAUGGAUUCUGCGACAACCCAGGGUGGCUGUGUUCUUCGGUUGCGUCGGCGAGGAUAGGUACGCCGGUAUCUUGAAGGAGAAAGCGCAAGCCGCCGGACUGGAUGUGCACUACCAGGUGAAGAAGGACGUGCCAACGGGUACCUGCGCCGUACUGAUCACUGGCACUCACCGAUCGCUCUGCGCUAAUCUGGCUGCGGCCAACAACUUCACCAUCGAUCACCUGGAGGAGCCCAGCAACAAGGCUCUGGUGGAUAACGCCCAGUACUACUACAUUUCGGGCUUCUUCCUCACUGUGAACCCGCCAAGCAUCAUGCAGGUGGCGGCUACCGCCCACGCCAAACAGCGACCGUUCCUAAUGAACCUCAGCGCACCAUUCAUAUCGCAAUUCUACAUGACACCGCUGCUGGCCGCCCUGCCUUACGUGGACAUCAUCUUUGGCAACGAGGCGGAGGCUCAGGCCUUCGCCGAGGCCCAGCAGUGGCCCAGCGGGGACCUGCGCGAGAUUGGCAAGCGACUGGUGGCGAUGGAGAAGAAAAACCCGACGCGACCGCGCAUUGCCAUCCUCACGCAGGGUUGCGAUCCUGUGCUGCUCAUCCAGCAGGAUUCGGUGCAGGAGUUCCCGGUCACGAAAUUGGCGGUCCAUGAAAUUGUCGAUACCAAUGGCGCUGGGGAUGCAUUCGUUGGAGGUUUCCUCUCGCAGUUUGUGCAGGGCAAGUCGCUGGACGUUUGCAUCAGGUGCGGAAACUAUGCAGCCGGCCACAUCAUCAAGAAUCCAGGAUGCACAUACUCCGGCGAACCGGAGUUCGUCGAGUAAAACCGGAUGCGGAAGCUACAGAAACCUUACAAACACGAUGACAUGGAAGGAGGCAGGCAAAGCGCAGCAAGAUUUGCAAUUGUUAAUUAAGUAAAUGAGAGUGACUAAGACAUUUUGUUAACACUGAUAAUUGUUUGUACAUAUAACUCAGACUCAGACACAUACAAAAACAUACACAUGUGGAAUGACAUGGACAAAUAGCAAGAGUGAGGCUUGUGUCUUAUAGAUAGAGCAAUAUUCGAAUUUAAAUUGAUAAUAAAACAAAAGUGACACACGCAAAACACAAAAGUCAACAGUUUGCACAACUUGAAA
Messenger RNA from Drosophila erecta, 1621 nucleotides. RefSeq names its product adenosine kinase (gene Adk2). Gene Ontology annotation, molecular function: adenosine kinase activity. The record is from RefSeq and is a predicted model, not a curated record. Gene Ontology annotation, biological process: purine ribonucleoside salvage. Bases 272 to 1309 code for a protein of 345 amino acids. Lineage: Eukaryota; Metazoa; Arthropoda; Insecta; Diptera; Drosophilidae. The transcript is spliced from 3 exons. Gene Ontology annotation, cellular component: cytosol; nucleus.